This is a messenger RNA of Terrapene triunguis (Three-toed box turtle), 1761 nucleotides long. Its product is annotated as neoverrucotoxin subunit alpha-like. The transcript is spliced from 2 exons. Gene Ontology annotation, molecular function: protein binding. Bases 1 to 1761 code for a protein of 586 amino acids. The record is from RefSeq and is a predicted model, not a curated record. NCBI's taxonomy places the organism in Eukaryota, Metazoa, Chordata, Testudines, Emydidae.
AUGGGCGUAAGGAAAGAGCCCAGGGCUGAAUUUCAAAUCAUUGCGUUUGACACCAUUACAGAUAAGGCCUCUGCUCUCACUGUCAGUCCAUCCCUGAGGCUGAGUUGUCUGAGCGGGUUGGUUGGGAUGAAUGGCUCUGCAGCAUAUUUAAGUGACACGAAGAAAUCAAAAAAUCAAGCCCGAGUUACUCUGCACUACUCAACAACAGCGAGGUUGGAGCGGCUGACAAUGAACCAUGUAACACCUGAGAACGUCUCUUACCCUGAUGUCUUUGCCCAAGGCACAGCCACCCAUGGCAUCGUAGCUGUGCUCUAUGGGGCCCAGGCCUUCUUUGUGUUUGAUCAGGAAAUAUCUUCACCGGAAAAUGUACACGAGGCAGAGGAAAACCUGAGCCUUAUGGUAGCAAAGAUACCAAAGGCUGCAAUGAAAGGAGAUGGAAGUUUAGAGAUGCCUGAGAAGGAAAAGGUUGAAAAUGUCAGUUGCACAAUUUAUGGGGAUUUUCCUCUCAAGAACAAUCCAGUUUCUUAUCCGGAAGCCAUGGAAAUUUAUUCCACCCUCCCCAAGCUGCUGGGUGACAGCGGGGAGCAGGCUGUACCAGUGAGAGUCUGGCUGUACCCGCUGAAGCAGCUGGAUUCCAGAGCUGCUCGUAUAGUGCGUGAGAUCAGCCUAGGGCUGAUUUCUGAUGCUCAGGCUGUGUUAGAGCAAUUGAUUGAAUGUGACAGGCAAUGCAAUGACAUGCUGAACACACCUGCCACAGUCUUCCCUGAGACCAAGAGGAAAAUCCAGCAAUUCAGAGAGCUGUGUAAACAAUACAGAGAGACUUUCAAGAAACAGAUAGCAGGAAUCUUACCUUCGAUCCGUGGAGGAGAAGAGGAGGAAGAAGCUCUGAUGAACAUUGUAACCAGCAAAGAGCAAUCCCCAUUCAGUAUCCAGUGUCUUACUGAAUUUAUAAAUACAAAACAGCAAGAGAUGACAUUAGUGCAUUCCUACCUUACUGCCUUAAAGGAUGUGGAAUUGGUCUCCUCCCAGAGUGAGCUAGCAAAAACAGUACUCAGCCCCAUGCAUGACUUUGUCAUCUCAUUUACCUUCACCUCAUUCCACGAAGAGGAGCCAUAUUUAUCAGAUUUAAAACUCUGGCUUCAGAACAAGUCUAUAAGAGAAAUUAAUCAUUCAGCAUCAGGCAGUUCUACGGGGGACAAUCAAAAUGCCAGACUGUGGUUUACACAGAAAGUUUUAGGCAGAAAAGUACGAGAAUCUGUAAAAUCCUUCAUAGACUUUGCUCGUGUCAAUAAAUCUAAUGGGAAAAUUCGGUUCAUUGUGUCCUUUGUUGCUAACAAGGACAAUCCAGGCACUGCCAUUUACCUGUAUGAGGAGGGAGAGCUGAUCAGCACCAACUUUGAGCCUCCAUCAAAGCCUCUUCCUCCCCUGAUUGAUGGAAUCAGACAUGACCGUGUGCAGCUCACGUUUAACCCAGCAGCCUAUGGCAGGGCUACGAUAUCUGGCUAUCGGGCAGAGUACAGAAUUGUAGGGCAGGAGAACUGGACGGCUGUGACUGUAAAUAACACACAAGUGACAUUCACAGUAACAGGGUUACGUGCAAACACCGAGUACCAGUUCCGAUACGCUGCAGUGAGCAAACCAGGGCUCAGCGAGAGCAGCGACGUGAGUGAUCCUGUGAAGACUCUUCCCCCUACCAGCCCGCCUGGGAAGCCUGUAACAGAUACUGUAGAUUCAUCUGCCUGCUGGGCUGACAGCAGCUGA